AUGAAUAACGCAGAGAAAGGUGUAUCAGAAAAGGGGAGUGAUCAUGAGCAGGCAAAGAACUACGAUCAUGCUGUUGGUGAUGCCGGCGAUGCUGCGGACCUGACGGCCCUUGGGUACAAGCCCGAACUCAAGCGUAACCGAUCAAUGUUUACACUUCUUUUCCAAUCAUUAGCAAUUGCUGCUAUCCCUUAUGGCUUCGGCGCACCGCUCAUCAACUCCGUCUACGGCGGUGGUCAACUAACCAUGUUUCUCGGCUGGAUCAUCGUCUGCAUUCUCGACGAGUGCAUCGCCAUCUCACUAGGCGAACUCGCUGCUCGAUGGCCUACAUCCGCUGGUCCCUACUACUGGUCUUUCCAGAUCGCAUCGCCAAAGUACAGAACUGUCCUGUCUUUCAUCACCGGCUGGACAUGGCUCGUUGGAAACUGGACCAUCACGUUAUCCGUCAACUUUGGCUUUGCUUCGCUUCUUGCCGGAGGCAUCAGCAUCUUCCUGCCAGAUUACGACUGGCAGCCGUGGAAGCUCGUGUUGAUCUUCUACGGACUUUGCGUGUUUACCUUCUUCAUUGUCGCGUUUGGCAACAAAUUCCUUCCUACCGUAGAUACCUUCUGUGCAGCUUUUACUGCUAUUACUAUCUUCGUCGUUUGUGUCUGUUUGUCGACCAAGGCCGAUAAGGGCAGACAUUCGGCAAGUUACACGCUCGGAAAUUUCGAUCCCAACUUAUCAGGCUGGGGAAAUUUUGGUUUCUGGAUCGGUGCUCUACCAUCAGCCUAUACGUUCUCCGCCAUCGGCAUGAUCACUUCCAUGGCUGAAGAAUGCGGCGACGUUACUGUCAAGCUCCCAAGAGCUCUCGCCCUUUGCGUCCCCGUCGGCGGCAUUGCAGGCUUGUUCUUCAUCAUCCCCAUCUGCGCAACCCUCCCCCCUCUCGAAGAACUCCUUGCCGCACCACUAGGCCAGGUCCUCCCCAUGAUCUUCUACCAAGUAAUGGGCUCCCAAGCCGGCGGAAUCGCCCUUACAGCACUGGUCCUCAUCAUCACACUGUUCUGCUCCAUCUCCAUCACUGUCGCCGCCUCACGAACAACAUGGGCCUUCGCUCGCGACGAAGCUAUUCCCCUCUCGAGAGUCUGGUCCAAAGUCAGCAAGCGACACGAAACACCCAUCAUGGCUCUCCUCCUAACGACUAUCAUCGAGAUGCUCCUGGGUCUCAUCUACCUCGGCUCGAGCUCUGCCUUCAACGCUUUCAUCGCCGUCGGUGUCAUUGGUCUCGCUAGCUCGUAUGGUAUUCCAAUUUUACUAUCCCUGCUCACCAAUCGAGCUGGAGUCAACACAGCGCCCUGGACUUUUGGCAAGCAGAUUGGUUGGGUCAUCAACAUCUUCGCUCUGGCUUGGAUUUGCUUUGAGAUGGUCUUGUUCUGUAUGCCUGUUGCUAUCCCUGUCAAUGCUGUCACGAUGAAUUACGCCGUCGUUGUGUUCUUUGGCUUUAUGGCGAUGUCGGCGGUUUGGUAUGUUGUGCAUGCUAGGCAUGUGUAUAAGGGACCACCAGAAUCCGAUGGUCUGCACAAGUAG
This is a messenger RNA of Fusarium fujikuroi IMI 58289, 1563 nucleotides long. Its product is annotated as related to GABA permease. Gene Ontology annotation, biological process: transmembrane transport. Lineage: Eukaryota; Fungi; Ascomycota; Sordariomycetes; Hypocreales; Nectriaceae. The record is from RefSeq and is a predicted model, not a curated record. Gene Ontology annotation, cellular component: membrane. The transcript is spliced from 4 exons. Bases 1 to 1563 code for a protein of 520 amino acids. Gene Ontology annotation, molecular function: transmembrane transporter activity.